Molecule: messenger RNA, 937 nt
Organism: Colias croceus (clouded yellow)
Lineage: Eukaryota; Metazoa; Arthropoda; Insecta; Lepidoptera; Pieridae
Exons: 2
Coding region: 226-666 (146 amino acids)
Source: RefSeq, a predicted model, not a curated record
UCCUAACCCUUACGGACCGCUCUAAUACAAUUGUGCGGGUCACAAAGUCGAGUUUAUCUCAGCAGUUUUUCGUUAGGAGUGGACGGGCCUAGUAUGGCACGAUUGUGCGGGAAGCAAUUUUGACCUUGAAAUGAAAUUUUGGUCCGACACUCAGUCGGCGAGCAGGUUUCAACCUGUUCAGUUCGUGUCUGUUUGCGCUCCCCGACUUUGCGAAGUUUCCUUACGAUGUCUGUGAUUUUGAAUGAUGCUGCAAUUGAAGAGAUGCUCAAUGACUCUGGGGAUGAGGGCGAUGAUGGUGACGAACUGGACGCGGACUACUUUAUUCAAGAAAAUCCCGACUGUGAAGGUUCCUCUUCAUCUGAUGACGAUGAAGACAGUGCUGAAGAUAACUUGCCUCUGAGUGCGCAAGCAUCAUGGCAGAAGAAGCCCUUUAAUAGUAAAACUCUUCCAGAAGGUGCCAUUCGUGAACCAGUUGAAAUUCUUACCCCAUACGAAUAUUUCGAGCGCUAUUUCAAUGUCGAGCUCGUGGAAGAGAUGGCUUUGACCACCAAUCAGUAUUAUAUGACCAAUACUGGUAUACAAAUGAAACCUCCUUGUUCUUUACUGGAUAUAAAGAAGUUUUUCGGAAUACAUGCCAUAGCCACUGGUCAGUCUUCGACACUCUGAAGCAGCCUCGUUGCUGUCGUGCUCCUGGUUGCACUAGUCGUAGUCGCUGUCGCUGCUCAAAGUGUGACAUUUACUUGUGCCUUAACAAAGACCGAAACUGUUUCUUUGAUUUUCACAACAAAUACUGAAUUUAGAUAAUAAUUAUUAUUAAACUAAGAGAAAAUUGAUCUCAUUUCAUGUAACAGUUGAUUCCAAAGCCUUUGUUGAUUAUUAAUAAUGUAAAAGUAGAACAAUGUUGUGUUUGUAACUUUAAUAAAAAUUCUAACUUUUA